CAGUCAACUCCCCUCCUCAUACGCCCAAACUCUUCUUCUUCUCUGCCACAAAUUUCCACCACCUUCUCUUCUUCUCUUUCUUCUAUGCCUCCUAGACUCUUACUACUGCACCAACCUGAAAACACAUAACAUAACCAAUGUUUCAUUCUCAUUCACAGCUCACAAUGGCAAGGUACUCUUGUUUCUUCCACUUCUUGUUGUUUUGUUAUUCUCUUAUUAUUCCUGUGGCCUUGUCUGAACUAUCCUCAACCCAAAAAACCACCAUGAUCAAUAUCUCCAAGAGUCUAAACAGUUCAGGUAGCAGUGUUCCAUGGAACAUCAACACUGAGCCAAACCCAUGUCUAUGGAAAGGAGUCGAGUGCGAUCCACCCACCAACUCAUCCGUAAUCCAUAUUACCCUGUCCAAGUUUUCUCUUUCUUCCUCAGAUUUCCUCCCAGUUCUAUGCCAGCUUGGGUCUUUGCAGAUUGUUGAUGUGUCGGAAAACCGUCUGAGCACAAUCCCAUCUGGGUUUCUCACAGCUUGUGGGAACAUAGAUGGACUGAAGCUACUCAAUUUCAGUUUCAACAAUCUGGCCGGUUCUUUACCUGACUUUACUGGUUUUGUUGGGUUGGAGUCGUUGGAUCUUUCUCAUAAUAAGAUGAGUGGAGCCAUUGAAUCAGACUUGGGUGGAUUGGUUAGGCUUAGAAGCUUUAACCUUGGCUUCAACCAUUUCAGUGGGACUAUCCCUACUCAACUUGGGAAAUCCAUGCUCUUGGAGGAGCUUGUGCUUUCUGCCAAUACAUUUCAAGGGAGAAUUCCAAGUGAAAUUCUGGGCUACGGUAAUUUGACUCGGAUUGAUUUCAGCGCAAAUAAUCUUUCUGGUUCAGUUCCUGAGAAUUUUGGAGUGCUGUCCAAGUUAGAGUUUCUGAUACUAUCUUCCAAUAGCUUGAGUGGCAAAAUCCCACAAAGCCUUUCUAAUAUUACAAGCCUCAGGCGGUUUGCAGCGAAUUCUAACAAGUUUGGAGGAGCAGUUCCUGGUGGGAUUACAAAACAUCUCCAGAAUUUGGACCUGAGCUACAACAGCUUAAGUGGGAUGCUUCCAUCAGACCUUUUGUCUCCAUCGAAUUUAAAUUUAGAGACCGUGGAUUUGUCUAAUAACUUGUUGCAGGGAUCAAUACCCACGCCUCUGUCUCCGAAUCUGGUUCGGUUGAGAUUGGGAAACAAUUCACUUGUUGGGAUGAUACCUUCUGCAACACUCCAGAACUUGGUAUACUUGGAACUGGAAAACAACAAGCUGAAUGGACCCAUACCUCCUGAACUGGGUUCUUGCAGAAAAUUGGCACUGUUGAACUUGGCUCAGAAUGGACUAAUUGGGGCUUUGCCGCCGCAGUUGGGGAACCUCACUGAGCUACAAGUGUUGAAGCUUCAAUCUAACAAUCUUGGUGGAGAAAUCCCAACUCAGAUUACUAGACUACCGAACCUAUCUGUUCUGAAUAUUAGCUGGAAUGCUCUGAGUGGUUCAAUACCAACAGAAGUUUCAAAGUUGCAGAAGCUUAUCAACAUGAACUUACAAGGCAACAAUCUCAGUGGUUCCAUCCCAAACACUAUUGCCACCAUGAGUUAUCUGUUGGAACUCCAACUUGGUCACAAUUUCUUGAGUGGUGACAUUCCGAGGAUGCCAACAUCUUUGCAGAUUACUCUGAAUCUCAGCAGCAACCGUUUUGAAGGACCAAUUCCUACCCAUCUUUCCAGUCUAACUGGAUUAGAAAUUUUGGAUCUAUCUAACAACAAGUUCUCAGGUCAGAUACCCUCAUUUUUUACUAAUCAAUUGGCAGCAUUGACACAGUUGAUACUAUCUAACAAUCAGCUUUCUGGAGUUAUUCCAAGCUUCAAUUCUCGGGUCAUAGUCAACACAACUGGAAAUUCGGGUUUGAUCAAUGCAACAACACCCUCAAUAGCAAAGAAACGAAAUUCAAAGGCAUUGCCAAUUGCUCUUGCAGUUGUAGCUGCUGUUGUUGCUAUUGUAGCCAUUGCCAUACUUGCUAUAUCACUAUCACGGCACAGUUACAGGGUUAAUGAUGAACAAGUCGACUCAGGGGAAGAUCUUCCUCGUCCUGAGGUCCUCCAAGAUAGUCUCUUAACUGCCAACGCAAUUCACAGAUCAAGUAUCGAUUUCACUACAGCCAUGGAAGUAGUAUCUGACCCCUCAAACAUUGAGCUGAAAACUAGGUUUUCAACUUACUACAAAGCCACCAUGCCGUCCGGAUCAAGUUAUUUUGUCAAGAAACUGAACUGGACUGACAAGAUAUUCCAACUGGGAAGCCACGACAGAUUCGAGAACGAUUUACAGAUAUUUGGAAAACUGACCAACUCCAAUGUCAUGACUCCUCUGGCCUAUGUUACAACUGCUGACAGUGCUUAUCUGCUCUAUGAGUUUGCUCCAAAAGGCACCCUUUUUUAUGCUCUUCAUUGUAGCUCAGACAAUGCCAUGGAUUGGGCAAGUAGAUACAGUUCUGCAGUUGGAAUAGCUCAGGGUCUUGCUUUUCUUCAUGGAUGCACCUCAGGUCCAAUACUCCUCCUAGACCUGUCAAGCCGAAGCAUUUUUCUCAAGUCACUCAAAGAGCCUCUUAUUGGAGAUGCCGAGCUCUGCAAAGUGAUUGACCCCUCAAAGAGCACUGGAAGCGUUUCUACUGUUGCUGGUUCUGUUGGUUAUAUUCCUCCAGAGUAUGCAUACACUAUGAGGGUAACUGUGGCCGGCAACAUCUACAGCUUUGGGGUAAUUCUGCUUGAAUUGCUGACAGGAAAGCCUGCAGUUAGUGAAGGGAUUGAGUUGGCCAAUUGGGUACUGCGUAACUCAGGGCAGCAUGAUAAGCUUCUUGAUUCUACAAUCAGCAGAACCUCAAGUGCCAUCAGAAGCCAGAUGCUAACUGUACUGAAAGUUGCUCUAGGUUGUGUUACUGCAUCACCAGAAGCAAGGCCAAGAAUGAAGAGCGUUCUUAGGAUGCUUCUGAAUGCAAGAUAAAGUAUCAAGGCACAACUUGAAGUACAUAUAUUAAGUAGUUUUACGUAUACAAAUAAAAUUAAGGGUUUUGUGUGUUCCUCCAGGUAGUAAGUAGUAGGGUGUGAGUGAUUCUUCUGAAGGAUGUAGAAGCUAUAGGAAGUGAUGUAUAUUUAAUAACCUAAAAAACCUAUGUGCUAAAUAUUAAUGAACUCCAUCAAAUGAAAAGCAAAAAACACUGCUACAGAGGUAUUGAUAUA
Molecule: messenger RNA, 3238 nt
Organism: Argentina anserina (silverweed cinquefoil)
Lineage: Eukaryota; Viridiplantae; Streptophyta; Magnoliopsida; Rosales; Rosaceae
Product: leucine-rich repeat receptor-like tyrosine-protein kinase PXC3
Exons: 2
Coding region: 138-3002 (954 amino acids)
Biological process (GO): protein phosphorylation
Molecular function (GO): protein binding; protein kinase activity; ATP binding
Source: RefSeq, a predicted model, not a curated record